This is a messenger RNA of Colletotrichum lupini, 825 nucleotides long. RefSeq names its product RWD repeat domain-containing protein. Lineage: Eukaryota; Fungi; Ascomycota; Sordariomycetes; Glomerellales; Glomerellaceae. The coding region runs from base 1 to 825 and encodes 274 amino acids. The transcript has 2 exons. Gene Ontology annotation, molecular function: protein binding. The record is from RefSeq and is a predicted model, not a curated record. Gene Ontology annotation, biological process: cytoplasmic translation.
AUGUACGUACCUCUCUGCCAUCAACGGCCAUCUUUGAGCCGCCAGCUACAUCUUCAACAGCGUCUUGUAGUAACAAACCAGCAACCAGCGCAUUGUCCCAAGCUCCCAGAACGCGCCUCGAAGAUACAGACACUCAGAAUGGGGCGCGAGGAACAAGUUGAGGAGCGCGAGGUGCUCGAAUCCAUCUUUCCAGAUGAGAUCACCGAUAUCUCAGAGACAGAGUUCAGAAUACAAAUCGCCCUAGACAUCCCCGGCGAAGAGGAGGACCCGCCAACAAUGUUCCUUCAGGUCCGAUACCCAGACGCAUACCCCGACGAGCCACCCACCCUCGACCUGCAAUCCGUGCGUGAUGCCGCGCCCUACGAGUGGUUCAGCGUGGCGGAGGACAAGGAGCGGCUCCUCCAAGGUCUCGAGGAGACGAUUCAGGAGAACCUAGGCAUGGCUAUGGUCUUCUCCCUCGUAUCGGCUCUGAAGGAGGCAGCAGAGAUGCUCGUCGAGGAGCGCAAGCAGGAGAAGGAGAAGGAGAAGGAAGAGCGGGCCGCUGCCGCCGAGCGCGAGGAGAACAAGAAGUUCCACGGAACACCCGUGACACCCGAGACGUUCCUCAAGUGGCGCGAUGAUUUCAUCAAGGAGAUGAAGGAGUUGAAGGAGAAGGAAGAGGAGGAGCGCCUCGCCGAGUUGAAGAAGGCCAAGGUCAAGGAACCGGUCAAGCUGACGGGCAGACAACUAUGGGAGCGUGGCCUCGCUAGUAAGGCUGACUUUGAUGACGAGGAAGAAGGGGGGCUGGCGGAGGGUGUCGAGAAGCUCAAGGUUGAGGCGGUAUAG